AUGUUUACUCUUUUACACUCGGCAGGAAGUGUCCCAGGAGGCUGCAGUCUGCUCCUAAUCUGUUCCCUCUUCCUGUGCAGAUGCAUCUAUUGUCAGGAGAAGACUCAUUCUCAGGCUGAGGAGAGGCUCUUCAAACAUCUCUUCACUGGCUACAAUCGGUGGUCCAGACCUGUCCCCAAUGCUUCAGAUGCUGUUAUCGUCAACUUUGGUCUUUCCAUCGCACAGCUCAUUGAUGUGGAUGAGAAAAACCAGAUGAUGACAACGAACGUUUGGCUCAAGCAGGAAUGGUAUGAUUAUAAACUUACAUGGGAUCCUGCAGAGUUUGACAAUGUAACUUCAAUCCGUGUCCCUUCUGAAAUGAUCUGGAUUCCUGACAUUGUUCUUUACAACAAUGCAGAUGGAGAGUUUGCAGUGACACACAUGACGAAGGCUCACCUCUUCUCAACGGGCCAGGUACAGUGGGUGCCCCCAGCUAUCUACAAGAGCUCCUGCAGCAUUGACGUCACCUUCUUUCCUUUCGACCAGCAGAAUUGCAAAAUGAAGUUUGGCUCCUGGACGCAUGACAAGUCCAAGAUUGAUCUGAGGAGCAUGGGCAGGAAUGUCGACCUUAAGGAUUACUGGGAAAGUGGCGAGUGGGCAAUAGUCAAUACAGUGGGGAUUUAUAACAGCAAAAAAUAUGACUGUUGCUUCGAGGUGUACGUUGAUAUCACAUACUCCUUCAUUAUCAGGAGGCUCCCUCUCUUCUACACCAUUAACCUCAUCAUUCCUUGUUUACUCAUCUCUUGUUUAACUGUUUUGGUCUUCCAUUUACCAUCAGCCUGUGGAGAGAAGAUUACUCUUUGUAUCUCGGUAUUGCUGUCCCUGACUGUUUUCUUGCUGCUUAUUACUGAAAUCAUCCCCUCGACUUCGCUGGUCAUCCCUUUAAUUGGAGAAUACCUACUCUUCACCAUGAUCUUCGUCACGCUCUCCAUUGUUAUCACAGUCUUUGUCCUCAACAUCCACCACCGCUCGCCCAACACCCACAAGAUGCCCAGGUGGGUGAGGAAGGUCUUCCUUGAUUUCAUCCCUUGCUGGCUCUUCAUGAAGAGACCGAGAUCCAAAACCGAAAUGUUCACCGACCACUUCAGUCCAUUAGAGUUGAAACUUGGCCUGUCCAAAUGCUGCCCUCCCUUAAGGGGUCAGGAGCCAUGGUUUGACCUGGCCCCCUGCCAGCCCAGUCUGGCGGGACCUUGUGCCCUCGGUCACCCUGAGUCAAGCAGGUCCACAGUGGAGAUGGACGAUGGAAACCGCCGAGCCUGGCCAAGUAACACCACUCAGACAGGAGCCAAUCUGUCGCUGUCUCCCAGCAUUAUGAGAGCACUGGAGGGAGUGCAUUAUAUUGCCAACCAUCUCCGAGCUGAGGAUGCCGAUGUUUCAGUGAAGGAAGAUUGGAAAUAUGUUGCCAUGGUGAUUGACCAGAUUUUUCUCUGGAUAUUUAUCAUCGCCUGUUUGUUGGGAACGUUCGGACUUUUCCUCCCACCCUGCCUGGCUGGAAUGAUUUGAUAUUCCACUUGUAAAGUAGGGAGAAUAAGCUGGGAGUGUUUGAGCCGUAAGUGAGGGUAUGGGGUUAGGGAAAUGUUCAAAGGAACUCUCCCUUUCACCUACCCCUUUGUGGACCUCCACCUCCCUACUCCAUUCCCUCACUCCCCUAGCCCCAUUUAUCCCAAACUCCCC
Molecule: messenger RNA, 1713 nt
Organism: Rhincodon typus (whale shark)
Lineage: Eukaryota; Metazoa; Chordata; Chondrichthyes; Orectolobiformes; Rhincodontidae
Product: neuronal acetylcholine receptor subunit alpha-2
Exons: 6
Coding region: 1-1542 (513 amino acids)
Biological process (GO): signal transduction; regulation of membrane potential; nervous system process
Cellular component (GO): postsynaptic membrane; neuron projection; synapse
Molecular function (GO): acetylcholine-gated monoatomic cation-selective channel activity; transmembrane signaling receptor activity
Source: RefSeq, a predicted model, not a curated record